GGGGCCACCGCUUUGCGCCGGUGACUCCUGCUGCGUCUUUUUCCUCUGCGACCUUGCUCUCUCGUCGCGCCCUCGGAGCCUGACCGUAGCGCGCCCUGCGAGUCAUGACGACCAAGGCUGUGUGCGUGCUGAAGGGCGACGGCCCGGUGGCGGGCACCAUCUACUUCGAGCAGAAGGGAGACGGGUCUGUCAUGGUAACAGGACGCAUCACAGGAUUGACGGAAGGCCACCACGGUUUCCACGUUCACCAGUUUGGCGAUAACACACAAGGCUGUACCAGUGCCGGGCCUCACUUUAAUCCUUUUUCCAAAAAACAUGGUGGGCCACAGUCUGCAGAGAGGCAUGUUGGAGACCUGGGCAACGUGACUGCCAACAAAGAUGGCGUGGCCCAUGUGUCUAUUGAAGACCCUCUGAUCUCGCUCACAGGAAGCAAUUCCAUCAUUGGCCGCACAAUGGUGGUCCAUGAAAAAGAGGAUGACUUGGGCCAAGGUGGAAAUGAAGAAAGUACAAAGACGGGAAAUGCUGGAGGUCGUUUGGCUUGUGGGGUAAUUGGGAUCGCCUCAGAAAACAUUCCUUAAGACAUGGUCUUGAGUCCUAGUAACUACUCAUCUGUCAUCUUGCUAGCUGUAGAAAGUUAACUCGACAAACAUUAAACACUGUACUCUUAAAAGUUUAACUGUGUGACUUUGUUUUUAAUUGCUUUAAGUAUCUAUAAUGAGAGAUGAUAUCUGACCACUUGAAAGAUUUGUAUAGUUAAAAACUCUGACUCAAUUAAAAUGUGUUUCCGUGAUCUCUGUAUUUUGCUAAAUUUAGUCACAUAUGGGUAUUAAACAUAACUGAAUUUCUUCAGUUCUCAAGUCUGAAUAAACAGAUACCCCAUAUGGAGCCUAUUAAAGAAUCCAAAUUGAAAUUCUAAAUUAGCACCCAUACUCAAAGAUUUUGGAUGGAACAGAUUUAGUAAUAGGGUUAACGGAUGUAAACUAUUUCAUAGAGCUUGCUUUUGAAAGUAUUUUAAAUAAGGCCAUCAAUAUGUACAUAAGACGGAACCUGACCAACGUGAUCUUAGACAAAUAGGUUUUCCUUUGUCAAUUUCAGGAGAAUUAAGGUGCCUUCCCACUUCACUACCAAGCAUUUUGAUUAAAGUACCGAAGUUUAUUUUUAAAAGUAGAUGCUAUAUAGUUUGAGAGCCCCUCUUGGUAACUGUUGAAAUGGUAAAAGGCAAGUUAUAGCCUUGGUUAGGUAAGAAUAAGAUCGAUAUACCUACCUGCCGAGAUGGCACGGAUUUUCACUUUUGAAGAUUUGUGAGCAUUUAGUUUAUAAUAAAAGGAGAGGUUGACAAAAUCUGAGUAGCCUUUGAAGAACUAUACAAUGUACAUUGCGACGUGGAGCCAAAGAAAUGUCUUGAUCGUGGGUUCUGACAAUUUAAAACUCGUAAGAUUCACACACUCAGUUAAGAUAUUCACAUCUGUUUGUCUUAAUGUAAGUAUGUACCUGUGAAAGCACAUUUCUACGAAAUGUUAACCUAACCUGUAGCUGGAUUCCAGCUGUCCGCUCAGUUAGGAAGUGCACAAUAUUGUUUCUGUUAGAAGCCAGGAAUGAACUACGAUCCUGUUUGUUAACAUCAUAAACCCAUGAUGCACUUCAUCAGCUCGAGACAAUUCGGGAGAGGAGAGCUGUACUGGAAAGAGACAGUUGGUAGCAUUUUCAGAAUUGAAGUCAGUGAUAAACAUGAUCACAACAAGUGGUUAAAAUGAGUUCAGGUAAAGAACUGAAAAACCAACAGCGUUCAAGAGCUUUCACUAGUGUACAGUCUGCUGCACACAGGAGGUGAGACUCGCAUAAAGGACUCACCUGUGACUUGAAGGCCCCCCUCUCAGUGUUGUGACUGUCACGUGCAAAUGCGGGGAGGGGGUCCUAACACUGAGCUGGAAACAGGUGCUGUAAGUCCCUGUAGUCUGGACACUCAGUCAGAUGUUUCUUGCCAGAGGCAGUCUCAGGGUCUGACUUAAACUUCUCCGCCAAUAUGAAGCAGGGACAAAUUUUAGAAUUUAAGCCUACAGAUGUGAGAUUUCCUCUCAUUUCUAAUGGCAGGAACACAGAAGAUCGCUCCAGCUUGUCAAAACAGACCUGGCUGCAGAGAACUAUGUACAAACCCAAGCAAUAAAACAGCUUCACCUGGGGAUGAGGGUGAAGGAAAAAUGAAGUGCCCAGCCUGCUGAAAUGAGGACUGUAAAAAUGUCAUUUAAGAAGAAAACAGCUUUAACAAGGCCAUAAAUCCUGGGAUCUUCCUUGGCACUGGGUAAGCAGUUGUACGUAACUGCUUUUCUGUACCACUGCAAGAUAAAAGGUUGGAUGUGGCUUUGGAUGUCUCCCUGUUAUAAUUCCUGCAUAACCCACAACUAUUCUUCCUAGUUAACCCAAAAGUUUGAAGCAGAAGAGAAAGUAUUUUGUAUGUGGCAAAAAGUUCAGUCUGCCUCUGCCCAGCAGGGGAGUUUAAAAAAACAAA
Molecule: messenger RNA, 2506 nt
Organism: Trichechus manatus latirostris (Florida manatee)
Lineage: Eukaryota; Metazoa; Chordata; Mammalia; Sirenia; Trichechidae
Gene: SOD1
Product: superoxide dismutase 1
Exons: 5
Coding region: 105-578 (157 amino acids)
Biological process (GO): superoxide metabolic process
Cellular component (GO): cytosol; peroxisome; nucleus
Molecular function (GO): copper ion binding
Source: RefSeq, a predicted model, not a curated record